ACUCAUCAUGUCUGACUACUCUCCCUCCUCCACCUCCUACAAGACACCCGCCACCUCCCCUUCGGAGACCCUCUACAACACAGAAAACCGGAUCCGCUUCGCCCCCCGCGGCACGAAGAGCUCUAUCACCGACGACAUCGUCGUCCUUGACCCGCGCAACCUAGAGGCUCGCCUCGACAAGGCGACUGCCGAGAACCUUGCGCUCGACAGCGAGGCCGCUCUCCUCCGUUAUGAGAUGGAAGAUAUUUUUAGUUUGCGGGAGGAGGACUUGGAGAGAGAUCAGCGGCGUCACAACCGGGCCUUGCUCCUCUGUGUUUUGGCUGUUUUUGCGGGGUUUCUCUGGUCUUGGGUCUUUCAACGUGGUGCCAAUGAGGUCUUUGAGCUCUUCGACAGCGACCUUUCCUAA
Molecule: messenger RNA, 406 nt
Organism: Fusarium oxysporum Fo47
Lineage: Eukaryota; Fungi; Ascomycota; Sordariomycetes; Hypocreales; Nectriaceae
Exons: 2
Coding region: 8-406 (132 amino acids)
Source: RefSeq, a predicted model, not a curated record